Venturia canescens is the source of this 2853-nucleotide messenger RNA. RefSeq lists its product as uncharacterized. NCBI's taxonomy places the organism in Eukaryota, Metazoa, Arthropoda, Insecta, Hymenoptera, Ichneumonidae. Gene Ontology annotation, biological process: DNA integration. The record is from RefSeq and is a predicted model, not a curated record. Gene Ontology annotation, molecular function: nucleic acid binding. The transcript is spliced from 2 exons. The coding region runs from base 1 to 2853 and encodes 950 amino acids.
AUGGAAGAACUUCCGUCAGAUUCUGCUUCAACUCAAGAUGAGGAUACGGAAUUUUGCGAGCAACAUUUCAAAAACACACAUAAGCGCGACGCUUCGGGCCGCUACACUGUUCGGCUCCCCUUCAAAUUGCCUCCAACGUCACUCGGAGACUCCUUCUCGGCCGCUUCCCGAUCACUUCACCGACUUCGAGCUCGGUUGGCUGAAGACGAGUAUAUCAGCCAGCUGUACAAGGAAUUUCUUCAAGAAUACGAGGCUCUUCAUCACAUGAUUCCGGUUUCCGACGUAAGACCGACGAAUCCGUGCUUCAUCCUUCCGCAUCGCGGAGUCGUGCGUGAGCACAGUGUCAUCACAAAACUCCGCGUAGUUUUCAACGGGUCGUGCAAAACUAACACCGGUUUCUCGCUAAACGACAUACUUCACACCGGGCCGAAGCUUCAACAGGACAUUUCCGAUGUACUUCUAUGGAUUCGGCAACAUCGGUUCAUCUUCGCUACGGAUAUUACAAAAAUGUAUCGGCAAAUCCUCAUACACCCGGACGAUCAAGAGUUCCAACGGAUUCUCUGGUUCGAUUCAAACAACGAGCAGAUCAGCUAUAAACUCACAACCGUAACAUACGGUUUGAGUUGCGCCCCGUAUUUGGCUAUUCGGGAGCUCUGGCUCGCAAAACUGCAGUGGGACGAUCUUCUUCCGGAACGACUUCAACUUCGGUGGUGGCAAUUUCGCGAAAGUCUAAGCGAUUUGCCCCUCAUUUUGAUUCCUCGGUGGCUACAUUCUUCUCCAACGGACUCGGUCGAGCUUCAUGGGUUUUCUGACGCUUCGCAGCUCGCCAUGGCUGCUGUGGUCUAUCUUCGAUCAUCUUCUCCGGACGGCUCGACGUCAGUCAGGCUCAUCUCUUCGAAGACAAGAGUGGCCCCUCUAAAACGGCUAAGUAUCCCUCGCCUCGAGCUUUCGGCUGCUCUUCUACUGGCUCGGCUCAUUGCAUACAUCCAGAAAACGCUUCCGCGAAAAGACGCGCCUCUCUAUCUCUGGACGGAUUCAUCGGUUACUCUCACCUGGGUCUCUUCGCAACCAGCUCGCUGGAAAGACUUCGUCCGGAACCGAGUUUCACUCAUUCAAGACCUGACUUCAACGGCUAAAUGGCGCUUCAUUUCGGGAAAGGAGAACCCAGCGGACUGUGCUUCGCGAGGACUGACUCCUCUUCAGUUGUCCAAGCAUUCUCUCUGGUGGUCCGGUCCCACUUGGCUAAUGAACACUUCGGAAAACUGGCCGGCACAGCCACUAAACCUUCCCACGGACGCUCCACUCGAGCAUCGGCCCGGCUUCAGCUUUACUUCAAAUCUCGAGCCAAUAGGCAAGAUUUGGGAUCUUGUUCAACGGUAUUCUUCAUUGACACGACUUCUUCGAAUCACGGCAAUGUGUCAACGAGCUCUUCAUCGAUUCAAGCGCUCCUCACCGGUUCGGACGGACAUACAGCUUACUCCAGACGAUCUUGAACAAGCAAGACUCUUCUGGGUACUACAUAUACAAUCGGCUCAUUUCGCUGCGGAACUGCGAUCAAUCUCAAACGGAAAUUUUUUGACACGGGGUCAUUUCCUGUCGGCCUUGACUCCCUUCAUCGAUUCGCAUGGAACUCUUCGCGUCGGGGGACGCCUGCAGCAUUCCAGUCUAAACUUGGAAGCAAAACAUCCGGCUAUCCUUCCACGUCAUUCGACAUUCACGACGCUCGUCAUCGCUGACGCGCACCUCAAGACUCUUCACGGCGGAACUCAAUCGACCUUGACUCUCCUUCGUUCCAAUUACUGGAUCGUCGGAGGUCGAGCACCAAUAAGAUCGUUCAUUCUUCACUGCGCUAAAUGCGUUCGGUUUCGAGGACUUCGAGCUCAACAGCUCAUGGGGCAACUUCCGAUCAGUCGUGCUACUCCUUCUCGGGCAUUCCUUCACACCGGACUUGAUUACGCCGGACCCUUCACAGUAAAAACAUGGCGAGGCCGGAAUACGAAAACAUACAAAGGAUAUCUGGCCGUCUUCGUUUGUUUUUCAACGUCAGCUGUUCACUUGGAACUGGUGACAGACUAUACCUCGGAUGCCUUCAUCGCGGCCUUUCGGCGGUUCACGAGUCGUCGAGGCAUUUGUCAUACGCUCUAUAGCGAUUGCGGGACGAACUUCAUCGGAGCUGAUGCCCAACUUCAAGGACUCUUCAAAGAAAGUGCGGCAGAAAUGCCACACAUAAUUUCUUCGCUGACUAACAUCGGAACUCGGUGGUCCUUCAACCCCCCCUCGGCUCCUCACAUGGGAGGAAAGUGGGAGGCCGCCGUCAAAUCGGCAAAACAUCACCUUCAACGGGUUAUCGGGGACUCAGCACUUACGUAUGAAGAAUUUACAACUCUUCUUACGCAAGUCGAGUCAGUGCUAAAUUCACGUCCGCUGGGCGCCAUGUCAGACGAUCCGGAUGACUUCUCUGCCCUGACUCCUGGCCACUUCCUCAUCGGCGAGGCCCUAAAUUCAGUUCCGGAACCUUCGCUCACUUCAACUCCGGAGCUAAAACUUCCGCGCUGGGCCCAAAUUCAACGGAGAUUCCAGCAAAUUUGGCAACGCUGGUCAUCGGACUAUCUUCAACACGGUUUAGCCACUUCCAAGUGGCGACAUCCUCGGAACGAGAUCCAGGUUGGCUCCCUGGUCCUCAUCACGGAUGAACGACUUCCACCUUCAAGCGGCCAAUUUCAAAGCUCUGCAUUCUUCCGGUUACUUCUUCGACAACAUCGGUUGCCGAAGGCGGGGAGUGUGUUCAGAAAAGGGCAUAGUUCGCCGUUCUCUCGUGGGAGGCCCUCAGUCGACGGUCGGUCUCUCGCUUGA